This is a messenger RNA of Carya illinoinensis, 1831 nucleotides long. RefSeq names its product probable serine/threonine-protein kinase PBL23. The transcript is spliced from 5 exons. Lineage: Eukaryota; Viridiplantae; Streptophyta; Magnoliopsida; Fagales; Juglandaceae. Gene Ontology annotation, molecular function: ATP binding; protein kinase activity. Bases 394 to 1572 code for a protein of 392 amino acids. Gene Ontology annotation, biological process: protein phosphorylation. The record is from RefSeq and is a predicted model, not a curated record.
GCCUAGCCCGAGAAUUGAAUAUUGAUGUCGGGCCAGAGAUCGCUGAAAUGAGCAUGGGCUCUCAGCUCUCUUGGUAACUGAAGAAACAAAAAAAAAGAAAAAGAAAAAAAGAAAAGAAAAGAUAGUGAUAGUUGGUUACUCUACCAAAACAGCCUAACCACUUAAGUCUAAAUUAAGCAGAACUUAAGCGAGUGGAUUGGCUCUGGUAACCAAACUGUUAUAUUGUCUCCCGACAAAACCUCAAAAGACAUGUUCCUUUUCCCCCAUUAAUGUCUUCGGUUUCUCCAAAUGCCAUAACAGCAAGUAUAAUAUCCGGAGUCAUGUUGUCUCUUUUAGUUGUGUACGUGCAUGUAUCAGUUGGGGUUUGAAAACGAAGUCAGUUCCUGAGGAGUUAUGAAGGAGUUUGCAGAUCAAAAGGGUUUGCAGGAGAUGAACUGCGUGUCGUGCUGCAGAUCGCAUCGACCCGAAGUUUCUUGGAAAAAGAGAAACAAUCGAUAUGAUGCUAACGGCCGGCACACAUUUGCCUCCGUUGUUGCCAACUUCUCUAUGAAAUCAGGAAGCAGCAAGUAUAGGAGUCUGGCUGAAGAGAUACUAAACGUCGGACAUGCAAAGAUUUCUGCACGGAUUUUCACGUUUUAUGAAUUGGCUGCUUCAACUGACAACUUCAAUCCCGGUAGUCUUUUGGGCGAAGGUGGAUUUGGGAGGGUGUACAAAGGAUACAUAGAGAGCAUUGAUAAGGUUGUGGCUGUCAAGCAACUUGACAGGAAAGGAUUGCAAGGAACUAGAGAAUUCUUUGCGGAGGUUCUUAUGUUAAGUCUGGCUCGUCACCCAAAUCUUGUUAACUUGGUUGGCUAUUGUGCAGAUGGCGAUCAAAGAAUGUUGGUUUAUGAAUUCAUGGCCAAUGGGUCUUUGGAUAAUCACCUUCUAGAUUUAUCUCCAGAUGAAGAGCCUUUAGAUUGGUACACCAGGAUGAGAAUCGCUGAAGGAGCAGCUAAAGGACUAGAAUACUUGCAUGACUUUGCCAAACCACCGGUGAUUUAUCGCGACUUUAAAGCAUCUAACAUACUAUUAGAUGAGGAAUUCAAGCCAAAGCUCUCUGAUUUCGGACUUGCUAAGAUAGGUCCAACAGGAGGCAAGGACCAUGUAUCUACAAGGGUGAUGGGGACAUAUGGUUACUGCGCACCUGAGUAUGCUUCAACAGGUCAACUGACUACAAAGUCUGAUGUUUAUAGUUUUGGAGUUGUGUUUCUGGAAUUAAUCACAGGUAGAAGAUCUAUUGAUACUGCAAGACACACUGAGGAGCAGAACCUUGUGACUUGGGCACAGCCACUUUUUAGUGACAGAAAAAAGUAUAUAUUAAUGGCCGACCCACUGCUAAGAGGAAGGUACCCGGUAAAGGGCCUCUAUCAAGCUCUAGCAGUUGCUGCAAUGUGUCUACAAAAGGAAGCUGACACCCGACCUUUGAUUGGUGAUGUUGUAACCGCUCUUGAGUAUCUAUCCAAGCCGAGGAAUGAUGAGAAAUGUGCUAGGGAUUCAUUAAAACAAAACAGAACUAAAAUAAGCCUCUACUAGGAUGCGGACACCUGACCUUUGAUGGGUGAUAUUGUAACCGCUCUUGAGAAUCUAACAAAGCCUAUAAAUGAUGGGAGAAGUUGCUACGAAUUCAGCAAAAUAAAAUGGAACUGCAAUAGACCUCUACUUCUGUUUGUCUUUUCUUUUUUUCUUUUCUGGUACAUGAAAACAUUGUACGAAUCAAAUAAGUUAUAAUAGUUUCAGUCCUAGUACAGAUCAAGUGAAAAUUCAUUCCUGCAUGGGAUGAGAGGUUCACAGA